ACCUCGGUCGGCGUGCGGAGGCAGCGGACCGACUCCCCGCAGGGAUCCCCGGGGUUACGCACACCGCUGUUUAGAUGGCUCACAGACAGGACUAACUUGGAGAACGGUGCCGUAAACACUCUGUGAUCACUCAGUAAGUGUCUCGGGGCACUAGCACGACACAAUGGAGCAGGAAUUUGAGGACAUCGACUCGUCCGGGAGAUGGCAAAACCUUUACAAUGAGAUUCGUACCCAAGCCAAUGAAUAUCCCUACAAAGUGGCAAAACUUCCAGUGAAUCGGAAUUUGAACCGCUACAGAGAUGUCAGCCCAUACGAUCACAGUCGGGUAAAACUUGAAAACUCUGAAAAUGACUACAUCAAUGCAAGUUUAGUCAUGGUGGAGGAAGCCCAAAGAGCUUACAUUCUUUCUCAGGGUCCUUUGAGGAAUACCUGUGGUCAUUUCUGGCUGAUGAUUUGGGAGCAAUGUUCCAAAGCUGUUAUAAUGCUUAACAGAGUGAUUGAAAAGGGAUCUGAGAAGUGUGCACAGUAUUGGCCGACUCCAAAGGAGAGACAGAUGCCUUUCACAGAUACAGGGUUUGUUGUCUACCUUUGCUCAGAGGAGGUCCAAACCUGUUACACAAUCCGAGUGUUAGAACUACAAAACAUAAAGACGGGGGAGUCGAGGCAGAUCUACCACUUUCACUAUACCUCGUGGCCUGACUUCGGCGUUCCUGAAUCUCCCGCCUCCUUCCUCAGCUUCCUCUUCAGAGUGCGGGAGUCUGGUUCGCUGGGCUCUGAGCACGGGCCCUCAGUGGUGCACUGCAGCGCUGGGAUUGGACGCUCAGGGACCUUCGCUUUGGUGGACACCUGCCUGGUCCUGAUGGACAAGAGGCAGAACCCAUCUUCUGUGGACAUACAGAAGGUGCUACUGGACAUGAGAGAAUACCGCAUGGGCCUGAUCCAGACCUCAGACCAGCUCCGAUUCUCCUACAUGGCUGUGAUUGAGGGGGCCAAGCUCGUCCUGCCAAACAACUCAGUCCAGCAAAACAACCAGACGUUGAUGUCCAGAGAUGACCUGGAGCCAGAUCUGCCCCCUCCACCACCUCCACCCAGACCUCACCUCAAGGACAGCAAAUCCAACGGACAACCAGGGCCUUGCCUCGAGCCACAAGACGACUCAGAAGACAACCAGGCAGAGGGAGAGGCAGUCAUCCACGACCUCGGUGUUUCAGAUAACCUUGGGCAUGUCCGAAAGCGCCACCGUGAGGAGAGGAUUGCCAGCACAGCGCAGAAGGUCCAGCAGAUGAAACAGAGACUGACUGACUCGGAGCGAAAACGAGAGAAGUGGCUUUACUGGAGGCCCAUCCUGCUCAAUGUCGGCGCCGGGGCAGCGUUGGCCUUCGGCCUGCUGGUGUGCUGGAUGUACGCCCAGUGAAACACGGUCAACUAAACCUGACUCUUAUUUUGCACCAGUACCUGGUUUUAGGUACUUCUCUAAAUAGAUUUAGAUGGUAAUAUGUGCAUAACUGAGGGUAUUUAUUUCUUAAGGUCAAAAUGUGGAAGCGCUAGAUCAAAAGAGUGUGUGUGUGUAUUUUUAAUGUAAGAUCUUAACAAAAAUAGUAACAUCUCAGGAUCUUGGUGCCAGCACGAUGAUUUAAUUUCCUCUCCUUAUUGUCACUGUUGAUGAAUGUACUGUAUCAUAGAAAUUUGCUUUUUAAGAAGCAUAGUAAAGGUGCAGUACAAAGAGAAAAAAAAAAUCUGACAGGUUUAUUUUUUCAUUCUUUAUUUGUAAUGGUCAGAUGUGUGUGGAUCAUCUGUGGACAUGUUUUACAUUUCAGAACGACUGUCCAUCCUAUCAUAAAUAUUCGGGAAGUUAAGACUCCAGAGACUAGAGGUCAUCUAUGGGAUGUUUAUUUUUUUUUUUGCAUUUUAUGCAUGCAUUUAGAGGUUUUCCAGAGCACCACUUGUUCUUCCAUUCACAUUUAGCAGGGCAUCCCAGUACGGCCAGAUAUAUAUAUUUUUGUGUGACUGGACUCUUCAUGGGGAACUGCCUUGCUGAUGUUUCAAACUGCUAUUUUCUGUCAUACGAGCACGUUUUAGGUUGUCACAAGAAAUAAUACAUGCUGUCCAGGUCCCUCACUGUUUAGUGUGUGUAUUUACCUACUGGAUGGGUUCAUAUGUGUGUGUAUUUUCAGGUUAUCCCACUGUUUGUUCUCGAGGAAACCAAAGCAGAGCUGUCACUUUGAGGAAGGGGCACAGAAACGAUGAAAAGUUUUUACUCUAACCAAGUGGAAUGUAUUUUCUGUUAGAGCUUUCACAUAACUGACACAAAUAUUAAAAAACUAGUCACAGUAGCUUUGCAUUGGCAAUUGUAACCCUAUUGUAUCACAAAAAUUGAUUUUUAAUUGACAGGGACCAAACUAAAGUUGUAAUAGUACAGUUCAAGUUGGAGCAGCAGGAUUUCAGCUCCAAGUUUUGGAGCAAGUGAUGCAGCAAACACAACUCUGGAUCAGUGUGUUUGUUGGUUAAGAACGAUUUUAAUGUGCCUUUAAGUGAGGGAGAAGAAAAAAUGCAUGCUCCGAGAUUAGAGCAGUUUGUGUUUCUCGCAUAAAAUGAAAACAUGUUUGCACUGCGUCGCAUUGGCCAGUUCAUACCGAGUGGCCAUGUGAUGCAAUAAGUUGUGUCAGAGUUGAUUGCACACCAAAUGUGUCAUUAGCAUGUACCGACUCCAGAGGUGGAAUGUCGUCAUUGUCAGACGUUGGCUACCUUAUUUACCACUGGCUUUAACUUUGGAGCGAUAUGUUUGACCAUUACAUUCCAUUCAUUCUUGGGUUCCACAUUAGAUUUCAGGGGAGUUUUGUACACUGUUGAGCUGCAGUGAGAACAUAAUAGUUGGUGUUUUGAAAAAGUAAACAAAACAUGAAAUAAUUCUUAAAUAAAACAUUCAUUUUUUUUUUAAA
Sphaeramia orbicularis (orbiculate cardinalfish) is the source of this 2939-nucleotide messenger RNA. It is a transcript of the gene ptpn2a, whose product is annotated as protein tyrosine phosphatase non-receptor type 2a. NCBI's taxonomy places the organism in Eukaryota, Metazoa, Chordata, Actinopteri, Kurtiformes, Apogonidae. Gene Ontology annotation, molecular function: non-membrane spanning protein tyrosine phosphatase activity; protein kinase binding. Bases 164 to 1414 code for a protein of 416 amino acids. The transcript is spliced from 9 exons. Gene Ontology annotation, cellular component: nucleus; cytoplasm. The record is from RefSeq and is a predicted model, not a curated record. Gene Ontology annotation, biological process: negative regulation of ERK1 and ERK2 cascade; peptidyl-tyrosine dephosphorylation; negative regulation of receptor signaling pathway via JAK-STAT.